Thermothelomyces thermophilus ATCC 42464 is the source of this 1470-nucleotide messenger RNA. RefSeq lists its product as uncharacterized. Lineage: Eukaryota; Fungi; Ascomycota; Sordariomycetes; Sordariales; Chaetomiaceae. Gene Ontology annotation, cellular component: mitochondrial inner membrane. Gene Ontology annotation, biological process: mitochondrial phosphate ion transmembrane transport. The record is from RefSeq and is a predicted model, not a curated record. Bases 127 to 1053 code for a protein of 308 amino acids. The transcript has 4 exons. Gene Ontology annotation, molecular function: phosphate transmembrane transporter activity.
GCCAAACCACACCCCAAUUCCGCUCCCCAAGCCCAAUUGUCUCUCCGUCCGACCCUCGUGAUCCUUCCGAGCGUCGACAUAACUCCACUCAGUCCUUAAUUUUCUUUAAUUCUAAAGUCAGAUACAAUGGCUGCCAAGGUCGAUACUCCCGCUGCCCCCCUCAGCGGCGUCCAGCUCUACUCCAGAUUCGCCCUUGCCGGCGCUAUCUGCUGUUCCGUCACCCACGGCGCUCUGACGCCCGUUGAUGUCGUCAAGACCCGUAUCCAGCUCGACCCUGCCACCUACAACAAUGGCAUGAUUGGCGGCUUCAAGAAGGUCGUCCAGAACGAGGGCGCUGCUGCCCUGCUCACCGGCGCCGGCCCGACCUUCGCCGGCUACUUCCUCCAGGGCGCCUUCAAGUUCGGCGGCUACGAGUUCUUCAAGCAGCAGUGGAUCAACUACCUCGGCUACGACACCGCCUCCAAGUACCGGACCGGCGUCUACCUCGCCUCGUCCGCCGCCGCCGAGUUCUUUGCCGACAUCGCCCUCUGCCCGCUCGAGGCCACCCGUAUCCGCCUCGUCUCCGAGCCCACCUAUGCCAGCGGCCUCGUCAGCGGCUUCGGCAAGAUGCUCAGGCAGGAGGGUGUCGGCGCCUUCUACGCCGGCUUCGGUCCCAUCCUGUUCAAACAGAUCCCCUACACCAUGGCCAAGUUCGUCGUCUACGAGAAGGUUGCCGAGGCUGUCUUCCGCGUCUUCCCCAAGAAGGACAUGUCCAACAGCAUGCAGACUGUUGCCAACCUUGGUAGCGGUUUGAUUGCUGGUUUCGCUGCCGCCAUCGUCUCCCAGCCCGCCGACACCAUGCUCAGCAAGAUCAACAAGACCAAGGGUGCCCCGGGUGAGAGCACCACCAGCCGCCUGAUCAAGAUCGCCAAGGAGCUCGGCUUGCGCGGCUCCUAUGCCGGUAUCGGUGCUCGUCUCUUCAUGGUCGGCACCCUCACUGCCGGCCAGUUCGCCAUCUACGGUGACGUGAAGCGAGUACUAGGCGCAGUUGGGGGGAUUGAAAUUAGCAAAUAAACGAUAUCACGAUGUGAUUUUCGAUGUUGAGGACGAGGUUUGGGGACGGGGAUGUGAAAAAGGGGGUGUUUUGAGGUGAUGGGGGAACGGCAAGCAAAAAAAGUGGGACUGAAAGAUGCAUACAGUACACAUAGUACGUGCACUAUGCAUGCUCCCCUUGGCUUGCUCAUGGCAGCACAACAACAACGCGGCACGAGACAGGCAUAGGCACCUCGAGGAGACGGGUAUCUUGUGUGGAUUUCUGGGAGGGGAAACAACCUGAUCCUAUUUUUCUUUUGUGUUUCUAGGGGCGGGGUCUGGUUCUGUUUUGUCUCUCGGCGAGAAUACUUCACAUAGAUCAUAGAGCGCUUGGGCAUAUGUGCCCAACCCGCCAAAGGGUUGGUUGUAUAAUAGUCCAAAGAAUGCCUUCUUAUAGAG